This is a messenger RNA of Jaculus jaculus (lesser Egyptian jerboa), 4550 nucleotides long. RefSeq names its product phospholipase C beta 3 (gene Plcb3). Gene Ontology annotation, biological process: phosphatidylinositol-mediated signaling; lipid catabolic process. The coding region runs from base 17 to 3718 and encodes 1233 amino acids. NCBI's taxonomy places the organism in Eukaryota, Metazoa, Chordata, Mammalia, Rodentia, Dipodidae. Gene Ontology annotation, molecular function: calmodulin binding; calcium ion binding; phosphatidylinositol-4,5-bisphosphate phospholipase C activity. The transcript is spliced from 32 exons. The record is from RefSeq and is a predicted model, not a curated record.
CGCUCCGGGCCCGGCCAUGGCGGGCGCCAGGCCCGGCGUCCACGCGCUGCAGCUGGAGCCGCCCACCGUCGUGGAGACCCUGCGGCGCGGGAGUAAGUUCAUCAAAUGGGACGAGGAGGCCUCCAGUCGGAACCUGGUGACCCUGCGUGUGGACCCCAAUGGCUUCUUCUUAUACUGGACAGGACCCAACAUGGAGGUGGACACACUGGACAUCAGUUCCAUCAGGGACACUCGGACAGGUCGUUAUGCCCGCCUGCCCAAGGACCCCAAGAUUCGGGAAGUGCUGGGCUUUGGAGGCCCUGAUGCCCGGAUGGAGGAGAAGCUGAUGACAGUAGUGGCUGGGCCAGACCCAGUAAACACCACAUUCCUGAACUUCAUGGCUGUCCAAGAUGACACAGUCAAGGUCUGGUCAGAGGAAUUGUUCAAGCUGGCUAUGAACAUCUUGGCCCAGAAUGCCUCCCGGAACACCUUCCUGCGUAAAGCAUACACAAAGCUGAAGCUGCAGGUGAACCAGGAUGGGCGGAUCCCAGUCAAGAACAUUUUGAAGAUGUUCUCAGCAGACAAGAAGCGGGUAGAGACCGCCCUGGAGUCCUGUGGUCUCAACUUCAACCGGAGUGAGUCUAUCCGGCCUGAUGAAUUUUCCUUGGAAAUCUUUGAGCGAUUCUUGAACAAGCUGUGUCUGCGGCCAGACAUUGACAAAAUUCUGCUGGAGAUAGGUGCCAAGGGCAAGCCGUACCUGACGUUAGAGCAGCUCAUGGACUUCAUCAACCAGAAGCAGAGGGACCCAAGACUCAAUGAAGUGCUGUACCCACCCCUGCGGCCUUCACAGGCCCGGCAGCUCAUUGAGAAGUAUGAGCCUAACCAGCAGUUCCUGGAGCGCGACCAGAUGUCUAUGGAGGGCUUCAGCCGGUACCUGGGAGGGGAGGAGAAUGGCAUUCUGCCCUUGGAGGCCCUGGAUCUGAGCAUGGACAUGACACAGCCACUGAGCUCCUACUUCAUCAGCUCUUCUCACAACACCUACCUCACUGCGGGACAGCUGGCUGGGACUUCAUCGGUGGAGAUGUACCGCCAAGCGCUGCUGUGGGGCUGCCGCUGCGUGGAGCUGGAUGUGUGGAAAGGGCGGCCACCUGAGGAAGAGCCCUUCAUUACCCACGGCUUCACCAUGACCACCGAGGUGCCACUGCGUGAUGUGCUUGAGGCCAUCGCUGAGACUGCUUUUAAGACCUCACCCUACCCCGUCAUCCUAUCCUUUGAGAACCAUGUGGACUCGGCGAAGCAGCAGGCCAAGAUGGCUGAGUACUGCCGCUCCAUCUUUGGGGAUGCGUUGCUCAUUGACCCACUGGACAAGUAUCCGCUGGCCCCGGGCGUCCCCCUGCCCAGUCCACAGGACUUGAUGGGCCGCAUCCUGGUGAAGAACAAGAAGCGGCACCGGCCCAGCGCAGGUGCCUCUGACAGCUCGGUGCGCAAGCGGCCGCUGGAGCAAAGCAACUCUGCCCUGAGUGAGAGCUCAGCUCCCACCGAGCCUUCCUCGCCCCAGCUCGGGUCUCCCAGCUCUGAUAGCUGCCCAGGCCUGAGCAAUGGAGAGGAGGUGGGGCUUGAGAAACCCAGCCUGGAGCCCCAAAAGUCUCUAGGCGAGGAGGGCCUGAACCGGGGCCCUGACAUUCUUGGACCUGCUGACCGUGAAGAUGAAGAGGAAGAUGAGGAAGAAGAGGAAACAACAGAUCCCAAAAAGCCCACCACGGAUGAGGGCACUGCCAGCAGUGAGGUCAAUGCUACUGAGGAGAUGUCAACACUUGUCAACUACAUUGAGCCUGUCAAGUUCAAGUCCUUCGAGGCUGCUCGAAAAAGGAACAAGUGUUUUGAGAUGUCGUCCUUUGUGGAGACCAAGGCCAUGGAACAGCUGACGAAGAGUCCCAUGGAGUUUGUGGAAUACAACAAACAGCAACUCAGCCGCAUCUACCCCAAGGGCACCCGUGUAGACUCCUCCAACUACAUGCCCCAGCUCUUCUGGAAUGUGGGCUGCCAGCUUGUUGCACUCAACUUCCAGACCCUGGAUGUUCCAAUGCAGCUCAACGCAGGUGUGUUUGAGUACAAUGGGCACAGUGGGUACCUGCUCAAGCCUGAGUUCAUGCGGCGACCAGACAAGUCCUUCGACCCUUUCACCGAGGUCAUCGUGGAUGGCAUCGUGGCUAAUGCUUUGCGGGUCAAGGUGAUCUCGGGGCAGUUCCUGUCUGACAGGAAGGUGGGCAUCUAUGUGGAGGUGGAUAUGUUCGGUCUCCCGGUUGACACAAGGCGCAAAUACCGCACACGGACGUCACAGGGCAACUCAUUCAACCCUGUGUGGGACGAGGAGCCCUUUGACUUCCCCAAGGUGGUGCUGCCCACACUGGCUUCGCUUCGCAUCGCAGCCUUUGAGGAGGGCGGCAGAUUUGUUGGGCACCGCAUCCUGCCUGUUUCUGCAAUCCGCUCAGGGUACCACUACAUCUGCCUGCGAAAUGAGGCCAACCAACCACUGUGCUUGCCAGCUCUGCUCAUCUACACUGAAGCCUCCGACUAUAUCCCUGAUGACCAUCAAGACUAUGCCGAGGCCUUGAUCAACCCCAUCAAGCAUGUCAACCUGAUGGACCAGCGUGCCAAACAGCUGGCUGCCCUCAUUGGGGAAAGCGAGGCUCAAGCCAACCCAGAGAUGUGCCAAGAGACCCAGUCUCAACAGCCAGGACCACAGCUCUCCCAAAACCCCACACCUAGCCCAGUGGACACCCCUCCCCGCCGUCCCCCAGGCUCUGCUACCUCGCCCACUAGCACCUCCCUCAGUAGCCCAGGGCAGCGAGAUGAUCUGAUCGCCAGCAUCCUGUCAGAGGUGAUGCCCACCUCGCUGGAGGAGUUUCGAAGUCACAAGGCUCUGGUGAAACUCCAGAGACGGCAGGAGCGAGACCUGCGGGAUUUGCAUAAGAAGCAUCAGCGCAAGGCUGUGGCCCUCACCCGCCGCUUAUUGGACAGCCUGACCCAGGCCAGGGCUGAGGGCAGGUGCCGGCCCUCACCCAGUGUCCCGGGCAGGGCCACAGAUGUGGACAUAAAGGAGGAGGCAGAGGAUGUGACAUGGUAUAGAGACUUCCAAAACAGGCAGGUUCAGAGCCUGCUGGAGCUGAGGGAAGCCCAGGCAGAUGUAGAGGCCGAGCAGAAGCUGGAACACCUGAGACAGGCUCAGCAACGGCUCCGCGAGGUUGUCUUGGAUGCACAUGCCACUCAGUUGAAGAGGCUGAAGGAGAUGAAUGAGAGGGAGAAGAAGGAGCUGCAGAAGAUCCUGGACCGGAAGCGCCACAACAGUAUCUCAGAGGCCAAGACUAGAGAGAAGCAUAAGAAGGAGGCAGAACUGACCGAGAUCAAUCGGCGGCACAUCACUGAGUCAGUCAACUCCAUCAGACGGCUGGAGGAAGCCCAGAAGCAGCGGCAGGACCGUCUGGUGGCUGGUCAACAGCAGGUUGUUCAGCAGCUGGCAGAAGAGGAGCCUAAGCUGCUGGCCAAGCUGACCCAAGAAUGUCAGGAGCAGCGGGCGAGGCUGCCACAGGAGAUUCGCCGGUGCCUGCUGGGCGAGUCGCCGGCGGGACUGGGGGACGGGCCCCUAGUGGCCUGUGCCAGCAAUGGCCACACGCCCGGGAGCAUUGGGCACCUGUCUAGCACUGACUUGGAGAACCAAGAGGAAAACACCCAGCUCUGAGAUGGAUAAGCAGGAGGUGGCCACAGGGCCAGGAUGAGGAAACUGAGGCUCCAAAUGGAAACCACGUGUGCCUGGCCACAGCUAAGUGGAGAUGUCAGGGUGGUCUGGACUGGACGCUCCUCACUCUGUGGCAGACUGUCUUCGCCAGCCUGGAGAACCUACUCCAUGCCUGGGACCAGCGGGAGUGCAGAAAACUGGCAUCAAGGCGGGUCAGGCCCUGCUGCAGGGGCAGGCUGGCACCUCUUCAAGGCCUCUCCCAGCUUCCUGGCGCUCUGGGGCUGGCUGUUCCCUCCUCCAGAGGAAGGCAGCCUCUUAUCUGGGCUUAUCUCCUGCCAAUGAAGUGUUUUCUUUGCUUUGUUUUUGCUGCAGCCUCAGGCAAACAGAUGGGGUGGGAAGGCUAGAGAAACUGGAUGGCCUGCCCCUUCCCAGGGCUAGCACCUCUUCUGUGGGCCCUUGCUACUGCUGUCAGACCUUGUCCUGCCCCAAAUCUCCCAUUCCUUGGCCAGACCCCUGAGCAGCAGACUCCUAUUUUCUGGACUGACUGGCUUCCACUUACCAACAAUCUAUUUGUGUUCAGAGUCCUCAAACACAAGCUAACCUCCAAACAUCAGUUGUUACCUGAGUCCCCAGAAGCCCUUCUGCUUAGGCAGACAGUUCCAGCUCUGGCCUCACCUUUUGAACAGCAGAUCUAACCUCACUACAGACUUCUCUAUGGGAGGGAGCUCCCCAGUUCCAGGAAGCUUCAACGAGCUGCCUGUGGCGCAAUUCAACUGUACACCCAACACAGUACUAGCCUGGGAUAUAGGGACACCAAUAAAUCUUGGAACUGAGA